This is a messenger RNA of Ceratina calcarata, 5115 nucleotides long. RefSeq lists its product as uncharacterized. The coding region runs from base 298 to 2061 and encodes 587 amino acids. Lineage: Eukaryota; Metazoa; Arthropoda; Insecta; Hymenoptera; Apidae. The transcript has 8 exons. The record is from RefSeq and is a predicted model, not a curated record.
GAUUGCGACAACUUGCAUCCGAGCGGUCGCCGCGCCAAAAACAAACCAACCACCGAGUUAACUGAUCUUUAUAACGAACUGAACCCUCAAAUAUCGAGUCGAGAUCACUACGAUUACACAUAGUUGUCCGUUUGGAUAGAAAAAAAUUUCUAUAUUCGUUGAUUCACGACGGAGAGCCGACGUAACAUACAUAUGAUACCAACGGGAGAGCGGGAAACCUCACGAUCCUACUCUUUGGUGGACGUUAACAUGUCACCACCGUUUCUCCGUGUAGAGGGAUGAGAAAAUGCCGCUGUAAUGUUGCAACGUAGCACAUCAUCGCACCGGUGUCGACCGCCGAGGAACAUGACGACCGUUGGCCACGCGUCGACGAUCGCCGGGCCAAGAGGACGACGAGCAAGCGUGGCAACUGACAAACCUCUCGAUUCGCCGAAAGUCACUCCGAGGAGACGUUCACCCCAAGGCAGCAGCUUCAUACCUGACAUCGGUCUUGACACGGACAACGACGACGAGGGCACCAACCGCAGGCUUCUGCUGGAUCGAGACCAAUACGGUGGCUCGCGUAAUAUGUUGAACCAGAAGAUGAGUCGAAGUCCUCGGAACUCUUUGGUCCCAGACGACUACUAUAAACCCAGGAACGGGGGUCGUAGUCCAAGAAACAGUUUGGUACCAGAUGCUGCUUUGGCACCAGAUGCGUUGUAUAGCUCGCGGCACUCGCUGGUCUUCGAGGCCUCGCUGAGUCCCAGGAACUCGUUGGUACCAGACGUGGCGAGGAAUAGAAGUCCGCGUAACAGUUUGGUCCCGCCGACCGGUUCGAGAACUUCCCUCAUGUCCGAGAACGGGAAUCCUCUUCCCAGUCGCAGUCCUCGACAUUCUUUGGUACCGAAUUCUUCGAGGAGUCCGCGUGGAAGUAUUACAAACAUGGAAAUGAUGGACCGUAGUCCCCAGAGGAGCCCGCGGGGCUCGAUAGCUUCUGAAUACUUGAAUCAGAGUCCGCGAGGCUCAAUCGGACCUUACGAGACGAACAGAUCGUCGCGGGGGAGCAUCGCCGUCAGCGACGCCCCUAGAGGAUCGAUCGGCGGUAACGAGGAAGAGACCAGGAGCCCACGAAGGAGUAUCGAUCCGGAUACUAUCGACCGAACGCCAAGGGGCAGCCUCAGCGGCUUGCAGGAACGAAGAGGCACAAAGGCGAGUCUGAUGGCGCAGGACCCUAGAAGGGCCUCGGCUGAUCAAGGUAUGAACGAGCGAAACUGCUCUCCUUCCCGGCAGAGAGAGGUCAACGUAGGAAGCGUGAAGUCCGGCGGAAGUACGGUCCAGAUCAAUCUAGGAUAUGGGCCAGCCACCUUCGAGGAUUCUCGGCGAGCCAGCAGCUCGGUAUCUCAGUUUUCAGGCGACGAAUCACGCCGCCUUUUCACGAGCAGCACCAAAGUGCCGGAGAAUACAAUGGAGAACAGGAACCUCGGAGUGAUUACUUACGGGUCUGUGGUAUUUCAAUUGAAGGACGCGAAUCUUGAGGCGACGAACAUCUGCGAUUUCGUGCUGCGCGCGUUGAAGGUGGUCUGUAGAACGAGGGUGGUCAUCGUCUGCCUGAUAUGCUUGUCGGCAGUACCAUUCCUGAUGCUGAUUUAUGGUUGGAACUUCUACAAGGAGUGCCCAAAGGAACCUCGUAUACCGAUUUACAUGGUGAUCGGCGGCGCUUUCGGGACGAUCCUCAUGGUGCUCGUCAUUUACGCACAGAUACGAUCCAGGCGGACGAAGAUGAUCUCGGUCCCUUCUACCAGUUCACAAAUUUCAUUCUCGAAAUUGAUUACCAUCGUGUUAUCGUGUUUCCUUCUCGGCUGGUUCAUGCUUGGAAAUUAUUGGAUCCUCCGCAUCAUGUGGCCACCGUACACAUCUGCGUAUGUGCACGACCCGGACGACUACUGCUGUAAAAAUUUGUACGUGUUCGCGUUGGUGCAUCUAGGGGUGGUCUACGUGAUCUUCGCGAUCACGUUGUUCGUGAUUACCGUGCUGGCGUCUUUCAGAAUUCUGGCCUGCCCGCUACCAGAAAGGUACAGAUAACCAUAGCGCUCGUUCCGCGCGAAAGAAGUGAGACCACAAACACGAUGGAAAACUUGCUUAGAUAACCAAAUCAUCCUGCAGGAACAAGUUUUGAAGACAGUCAUAGAACGAGACGAGGAUUGUUUCGCACAGUACGAUAGCGUUUCCAACGUGGAAGUCACGCGAAAGUCUAGCCUGGCGAAACACAGUCCCAAGAGCUCGGACUGCAAUCCAGAAGCGCUGGAAAAGAUAGAAAUGGUACAGGAAUGGUACGGAAGAUAUGACACCACUUGACAAUUGGUAGCUUGAAAGAAAAUGUGACUGGAAGUAGGGCGAGUCAAGCAUUGCAGAAAUCGACAGAUCAUCGCCAACUCGACUGAGAACAACGACUAUGAUAAUCGAAGUGAUAGUCUCUCGUUUGAAAAAGAAAAUUCGACAACACAAAUUGAGAUCCUAUUCCCAGAAAAACGAUGGGCUGCAAGUGAGCUGAAGCGACACCAGCAGAAACCUUUUGUUUCCUAUUUCCUCCUUCCUGUGUCAACGUGGAGUUUGAUAAUCGUCGGUUGAUACCUGUCUUCAAACAGGUCAAAGGUAAGUGGUACCCAUUCGUAUCUUUCGUACUUUGCUUUUCGAAAAUUGAAAAAACAGUGCAACAAUUAUAUGUAAGAAUAAUUGGGGAAACUGUUGAAUACUAUGGAUACAUUCGGGUACACUUGUCCAGCUCCAUUUGACGGGCUUUAAUUGUCACGUUAGAAUCCGUACGAAGGAAUUCUGUUGUAUGUGCUACCUUUUAUAAAUGUUUUUAUCGGCGGUUAUGGGGUUUCAUGCUGUUUGUACACGUAACGACAUUACAUUCAGAUCUGUUUUAACUGUUAACUGACCAUACAAUUUCUCGUUUAUUUGAUCGUAACAUCGAUCCAUUUUAAAUAUUUGUUUUUAUUCGCUACAUAAAACUGAAUGUAACGAUUUGUUCUCCUCGAAAUUCUCAGUUAACAGUUAAUCAUUUUAAUGUUGUUGGGAUAAAAUCAAAAGGAUGUUUGAUGUUCCGUCAGUCAAUGUCCAUCUUCAACUCGAGUCGUUUCGCGAUGUAAAGCAAUGGGACAACAAACGUGUUCCAUUUCUAUGUAUCAUUCGUCAGAUCUCGAUCACUUAAUUAUCGGGCUGAUAAAAUCUAAAAAAAAAAAAGGGCACGUCUGUAAAAAUGAUUUAAGGGUGAUAUAGCAUCGCAUUGUUCCUUAACGAGGCCUGAGAAAACCCUCUUAAAUGCAAUUAAGAAAUAUCAGUGUCUCGAGUUCGCAAUGAAUGUCAGAAGUAAUCUCGUUCGAAAGGAGACAAGAUAAAUAAGUGUCAAUUAAAUCAAACAGGACAUUUCAUUGCAUCGGCCAAACGGUUGAUGACACUUUGAUGUAUACAUACACGUAUAUUCUGUAUAUGUACAUAUAUAAAUAUAUAUAACCGUUAUUGAAUAAUCGUUAUAUCGAAGAAUCGACCAAAGAGUUAGGCAAAGGUAGAGUUUUAAGAAGCGUGCGACUAACAAAGGUCUCCUGAUUCUUGUUCGUCGAGUGCGUCGUUUAAGGUGAUCGCGUAGAAUAAAAAACGGUUCGACGUCCAUGAUGACACGGCAAUUGAAAAACGGGUCCAUACUUAUAAUCGUCCGUACGGCAUAGUAAAUGUUAAUCCGUAGUCGUGUAGUAAAAAGAAAAAUACCAGUAUAAUACUUCUGUCAUCUUCUGUGAAGGAAAAUUGUUGACGGACGCAUGCAGUCGGAAUAUUUAUUUGUGUUGUCGAAUUGAUUAGCAGACGGAUUAAUUCAAUUUUCCCUUGAAUAACGCGCAAAAUGAUUCUAAACGGGAAAUCAAUAGAAUCGUUGCUCGAUUUUCGCGAAAUCCCGUCAAUCCGGAAAUUCCAUUUCCGAGCUGUCGAAACGUGCACGCGUAUAGUGUCGUGAUUUAUGAGACGCAGAGUUCUCUCUCUAAACGGAAAACGUUCGCCUAAAUUAAACUUACAUACAAUUUUGGCAAGUUAGAGCUCUUUACAAUGCUGAUAAUAAAUUACUGCAGUCUUAGAGGAUACCAAGUCCCAGGCACGAACGUGAAACAACGAAGUACAAAAUAUUACCGCUAAAGACACACACAUAUGUUCGUCGCGUACGUGGGCGAAAUUCGAGAUUAAAAAUUAGAGAAAUGAAGGAAAGAAGGGACCUGAACUCGACGUAAUUUCUUUACUUCGCAACUUUAUCUCUGUUCAAAAUGGCUAAACAAGUUUUCAGAACAUUUAGUCAUCGUAAAAGGAAUUAUAGAUACGAAUUCACGGUAAAUCCCUCAUGAUCACUGUGGCGAAAAGUAUUGUACGAAAAGUAUGAUACCACAGUUGUAUUAAUUAAACCGACCGAAAUUCUCGGCUCAUUGUCUGCUUUGCGUCAGCUCGUUGCGCGAGUGUAACGCAGCUGUACGCACCGGUUCUCGAUUAAUUACCCAUGUAACUUCUCAUUAUCGCAGCUGUGCGCGGUACACGUAUACGUGAAGCAUGGGAUUGAUACGGAAUUCGUGGAAACGUCAACGGGUUUUCUCUGAAAAAGAUCAAUCGAUAGAGAAAAUAAUUGGGUGCGCGGUGGUAUUUAGAAAAAUUGACAUAGAGUGGCGAGAGAACGCGACUAGAACUUCAAUCGAGGGCGGAUAGCUACAUGGAAUUAACGAGAGCAAAUAAACCCACGGUAUCUUUCCACGUUGGCCAAUAUUCACGGAAAUGUAUUCCGAGUGUUUCAGACCUCAGCGAGCUCUGAAAUUUUUAACGACGAAUAUCAAAAACGCUGCGUUUCAUGCAUUAUUUAAUGUUUCCACGAUUUCCGAUAAAUAUAAUACAGACUGUAUGCAUGUAAAGAGGAUUAAGUCUCGAGCAAAAAAACUCGUAGUUUCUCUUAUACGAUCUUCUGAUCAUUAGCGUAAAGCUUGAUGAUUAUGCUGAUUCUGUGUUAACGUAUCGUUCUUAUAGACUAGAGAACGUAUUUAUUUUUGUACUGGAUUUAAUUGAAAACACGUGCGAGUAAAAGAAAUAUUAUCAGAUUUCUUCCUUUGU